AAUAACAUAUAGUGAAGGUUAAGGUUAUGGGUAUGUCAAUUCAAGAUUCGUUACAUAUAUAAGGAAGGGGUGUUUGAUGGAAACUGUAUCAGUUCAGUUUUCGCCUUUGCGGUGUAUCCAAUCCAUCGACUCAAAAUGAACUCUGUGAUCGUAGCAUGCCUGGUAGCCAGCCUGGCAGUUUAUAGUCACGCAGGCCUCCUAGGUUUGGGUGGACGUGCUACCUUGGUUGGCCCAGGUAAUCCGGGUGCUCUUAUAAAAGGACCCGCCGCCGAAGGAGUCCUUUUGGGACCUGACGGCAGCCAUAUCGCUGCCGCCGCCCAAGCCGGGAUCGUGGACGCCGCCCCUAUCCCCGGAGGUGUGGUGAGUGCCGCUGUAGCCCCAGGUCGCAUUGCUAUCGGUCAUGGAGGUUUAUUAGGAGGUGGCCUGUUGCUUGGAUUGCAUUGAUUCCAACGUCAGAAAAGUAAAAUAAAAAUGUUUCGCAAUCA
Cylas formicarius (sweet potato weevil) is the source of this 485-nucleotide messenger RNA. RefSeq lists its product as uncharacterized. Bases 136 to 444 code for a protein of 102 amino acids. The record is from RefSeq and is a predicted model, not a curated record. Lineage: Eukaryota; Metazoa; Arthropoda; Insecta; Coleoptera; Brentidae. The transcript is spliced from 3 exons.